AGCAAAAGCAGGGAAGAUACAGGUAUUCUUUCUAAUUUUCUACAAUCCUGUGAUCUUUUGGUUUUAUACGUUCCCGUUUUUAUGAAUUUUAAAUGUUCCACAGUGAUUUUUUCGCUUUCUACGAUCCUGUUUUCAUGAUUUUUAAACGAUCUACAGAGAUGUUUUUGCUUUCUACGAUGCCGUGGAGACGAUCCCUAAAGACCUUAGAUAAUAAAUCCAAUUAAAAUAAACAAAGUUUGUAUAACGAAACAAACUUUAUAAUUGUUGAAAAAAUUUCAAUAUAAAACUAUAGAUAAUAGUCCAAUUAUAAUAAACGAACUUCGUAUAAGCAAAUUUUUAUACAAACUUCUUUAAAAAUGAUACGAACUACAUACGAACUUUAUUUUAAAUGAUACAAACUUUAUACGAACUUGUAAUUUUGAUGAUACGAACAAGUUCAUAUUAAUAAUAAAAUGAUACGAAAGAUUUAAUAAAUCGAUACAAAGUUUUUUAUACGAAUUAUACGAACUACGUACGAACAUUUUGAGACAGUCCCUUACAGAAUAAUAACACAAAAUUGAUAAAGUUAAUUUCUUCCUUUUUAAGAUUGUUUAGAAUUAAAUCAUGUAUAUAUACCACAGCUCCUAAAACCUUUUUUAAAGAAAACGAAUGUCAUAUUCCUAAUACAACUUCAUUUUUAAUAUGCACAACACUACAAUAGAUAAAAAUCCUUGGAAAUGAGGUUAACAACUUGCUACACAGGUUUUUAAUUGAUUCUUGAAUUUUUUUAACAGGAGAAACUUAUAUAGUAGUAGAAAUAACUAAAAUGAAUGUUCCAAAGUAUUUCGUAUGUUAACACCCAAUGCUAGUGUGAACGCAAGUGAUUUCCAAAGUUUUUGUGUGCACUACCAUCAUGUCAAUAUCACCAAUUCCACUUUCAAGUCUGAAGAAAGAUUAUCAAAUAAAAUCACAAAUCAACAAUUAUUCGUAUCACCUCUAUGAAUGUGUGUAUUUACUUCGAGUAAAAAAAUUUCAAUGCGAUAUUGGAAACGAGUUGGAAGAACAAAACCAGAUUGAUAUAAAAAUUAGCAGUUUGUAUGAAGGAAAUGGACGAAGCCUUCUAGUCUUGGUUUGUUCAAAUGGUUCACUUUUACUGUAUAUGAGAGAAGAUGAAGAGUGUCCAGUAACAAAACAACUCAACUGGUUUCAGAACCCAUCAAAGAGGAUUGUUGCAUUAUGUGUGGAUCCUUUAAGAGGAGCUUGGAUUUUGUGUGCAUGCAAAGACUCCAGCUUGUAUUUAAUACCAGCACUUGCUCAGUUAAAGGAUACAGUAAAAUUGGUAAAUGCGUCUCCGACAUGGUCACAAACAGAUUUGUCAAGAAUUCCAUUUUCUAAACCACCCAAAGGUCGACCUACAUGUGUUGUAUGGUGGCAUACAUUGGAUGAUAGAAACGUUGGUAUUGUUGGUACAGAGUCUGGAGAAUUGAUAUUUCUUGACAUCUCUCGACACCAAGAGAUUACACGGACAGCUAUCAAGGAGAAAAUUGUAAAAUUAGAACUCUCACAAGAUAUUAAUGAACGAACUUCGUAUGUACUUAUUUACACUGUAAAAAAUUGGACAUUGCAACUUUUGUUGGAACAGCCAUCAAAAUCAGCAGAGUUUAACCCACCCUCAAGUUUGACACAAGCGUAUGAUAUGGGGUAUGACAUGGUGGCAGACUGCAAUGUUGAUUCAAUUUUAUUUACGACACGCAUUGAAAAUAAAGAAGAAAUACAGCUGACAAAUAGAACAGAAGUCCUUCCACAAGAUUUUAAAUACUGCAUUCAUCACAUCAAUGAUAGUGCCCUUAUUGGAAAACAUGACACAAAGUAUAAUGCUUUGGAAAUUUUCAGUGACAUUAGGCGUGUUCCAGAAUAUGUUUAUCAUGUCACACCAAAUUGUAUUGAUUUGCUUUUGUGUGAAAACUUCAUGUUCACUGUCACCAAGAACGACAAUCAGAUUUCUUUAAAUGUUGUAUCUCGUCAACUGUCAGCUACCUCAUUUAACAGACAGGGAUUAAAGAAGCCAGACCCAUCACGAAAAGCAGAAAUUCAAAUGUUCAAACUUUUACCUGGUGAAGAGUUUUUGAACUGUUACAAAGUGCAUUUUAAAAGACCAGUUAGCUGGAAGGAUUUGUUUCCACACAAAGAUGGUUACAAAGAUGAGUGUCAUCUUUCUUCGUUUUUCAUUGUAACAAAAGAUGGGGUUUUAGAAUGUAGACCUUGCAUUUCUCCUGAGCACUAUUUCACAGAACUGGCAGCAAAAACAGGUAUUGAAGUUGCAGAAAAAAUUGGUGUCACCUUGGAUUUAAACAUAUCUUUAUUGUGUGAGUUUCUUGCUGAUAAAUUGAUUAGAGAAAAAGAGAUACAAACAGCUGUUAAAUUUUACAACCGAUCAAAGUGUCCAGCUAUCAAACGUGCUACUCAGUUGGUGGAGUUCUCAAAUGUUACAGAAAGUUUGAUUUACAUAAAACAGGUGUUGAAGAAACAACCAACUAGUUUAUCUGCAAAGGAACGAAAACAACUUUCCAACAUGACAAUUUUAUGCUAUGUUGAGCAGGCACUUGAAAGUCAAAGAUCAGGAACGUUCUCUAAAAAUUUAGCAGAUUCUUUCAAAUCAUUUAUCUAUGAUAAUUUUGAUUAUGAUGAGCAACUGGCCAUGGAUUUACUUGCUUCAUAUGGCUUGAUUGAUAAUUUGUUUGAAGUGGCAAAGACACGAGGUAGAAUAAGUGAUGCGUUGGAUAAACUGUCUUCUUGUGGUUUAUUUAUGUUAACUCGAACUGUGCAGCACAUGCUUUUGGAUUGUGGUUAUGGAGAUGUCAUAUGCAAAGCUUCCAACGGUGUGUUCAUACAACACAUGAAACCAGAAGAUGCAGCGAAAUUUCUCUUAGCUCAGCCUGAUGUAACAAAGAAGUUUAUCAACAUUGUGUCUCGAUUACUACUGAAAGUAGAAGAAUCGACACUGCUUCAAAUUGCAAGAGUAUUUGAUCCAUCGAGACAAUUUAUUAAACCAAUCCUUGAGAAAGUGGAUUCUAACAGAAGAAAAAGAUCAAAUUCAUCUUUAUCGCUUAACUCUACAACAUCAACGAUCGUCGAUGAUCCAACUUUACCAACCACUUCAGAUAUUAUUGUUGUUUUUUUAAAAUCCAUCAUUGCAUUGAACUCAAGAAGAAAGGGAACAGCACUACCUGAUCUAAAGUUGAUUUCAAGACAUCUUUCUGGUCAAUUAAGUUGGUCAAAUUCAAUCUACAUGCGUUCGGAUAGUAUGGGUAGCAACGAGCUGCUUGUAUCAGAGAUGUCGCGUGUUAAGGUGGCGUGUGGACGUCACCAUCUUGCAUUUGUGACUGGUGAUAAAGAAUUGUACACAUGGGGAAGAGCAAGCUUUGGAAGAUUAGGUCACGGUGAUCUUGUUGAAGAACGGUCCAUCAGUCAACCAAUGAGAGUAGAGAGUCUUCACAUGCACGGUAUUCAAGUUUUGUCAGUGGCUUGUGGAGCAUUACAUACAAUAGCAUUGUGUCAAGAAGGAGUAUUUGCAUGGGGGUCAAAUAAACAUGGACAGCUUGGUGUUGGGGAUACACGAAAACGAAGUCGACCUGUCUUAUUAUCUGAUCUGAGCAGUAAACAAGUCAAUUCUAUUGUAUGUGGGCAAUACCACUCCUUAGCUGUAACAACAGAUUACAAAGCCUUUUCAUGGGGAUGGGGUGUGCAUGGCCAACUUGGUUUAAAAUGCAAUGAAAACCAAGUCACACCACAGUUUAUUCAUCUACUUAAAGGUCAUCGAGUUAUUCAAAUAGCUGGCGGUUACGCCCAUUCAGCAGUUUUAACUAGCAGAGGUCAAGUGUUUACAUUUGGUGCUGGUUUAUAUGGUCAACUUGGUAUAGGUGUAAAUACUAAAAGGACUACACCACAGCUAGUAGAGUCUUUGGCGCAUGAUUCUAUUUAUUUGAUCGCAUGUGGAUCAUUUGAAACUCUAGCUGUUUCUGAAGACCAAACAAUUUUCUGUUGGGGAAGAAAUUAUCAUCAAUUCCAUAUUUGUGGUAAAGCUGAAAGUGCAAGUUAUGGACGUCAAAUGGCGAGCAACACAACAGAUAUUAGUCAUCGUUAUCUUCCAGAAGAUUUACCUUUCAAAUUGCAACAACCUAUUAUCCAGUUGAUUUGUGGUAAUUGGCAUUACAUGGCAUUGACGUCAAUGAAUUAUGUGUACACGUGGGGAUGCAAUGACUGUGGACAAUUAGGACACUACAAUAAAAUUGAACAGCCCGCCCCUCGUCUUGUGAAAGCAUUAUCUCGUCGAUCUGUUGUUGGUGUUGCAGCUGGUAGUGAAUUUUCGCUGUGUGUAGAUAGCGAAGAUCAAGUGUUAGCAUGGGGAAGAUCAGAUGGUGGCUUGAUUGGAAUUGAGAACGAUGCUGCACCCACCACCUCGGUAGCAAGACGAUCUGUCUUCUCCGUGUUGGCACCAACACCAGUUCCGGGUCUGCCUAUACAUUUUGAUCAAGUCAGUGUUGACUCUACCCAGAGCUUAAAACGUGAAUUCAUGUUCGACCAAAAUUAUGACUUGCCAGAUUUAUCCACUGUGGGUCACGACCAAGCUCCGUACAGUUGUGAAGCUGUGUUGGUAUCCUUAAGCAAAUUGAAGGGAUUGUAUGAUCUUGACUGCAUGGGACAGUAUGCACUUCGUACGAAGCAAUGGUUUGUUUUGUCGUUUUGUUAUGAACUAGACGAGAAAUGGGACAAGGCUUUCGGGUAUCGAGCACAAUCUAUACAGAACUAUUACAGAAGCAAUUCACAUGACGUCAUAGACCAGUAUUCAUAUUUUGAGAAGAUGUUUUUGGUUGUGGCUGAUUUUCUAAAUUUUUUUAGCAAAUUUGAAGAUCGUUUAAGUGAAGAUUUGGAAGAAGAUUGCAGCCUUGUUGCCAUGGUGACUUGUUUAAAUGCAAUACUUCAGUACUGGAGGAAAGAAGAUUUCAAUUUCCGUCGUUUAGAAGAUUUGCUUCGAAAGCAUUUGGAAUCAUUAUGCCCUCUUUACACUAUAGUGUUUUUUGGGCACCUUGGUACUCCCAACAAUGUAUCGUCUCCGACAUUACGAUUUGCGUUGUAUCACGUGACAAAACAAAACGCAUUAUUCGAAAAGUUUUCUGAUACGUUUUUUAUUGACAUGCUUUCACAAGUAACUACACAGAUGGAUUCCGGUAGUAACUGGUAUAAUUUCCUAUCAAGUUCGGAAGAUCAAGAUGUGAUUGGUUAUACUGAUAUGUGUUUGUACGCACCGGUUGAGGAAACUACACUGAGUAGAGAUGAAAUGUUGAGAGAAAUAAUUGAACACAAACGAAAGAUCUUGAGCAUCAAACCGUACAUUAGUUUAUCGAACGCUGUUGCUGCAACUCUAGCAGCUGCUUCGAUAGCUCAUCAAGUUCAGUCUGAUAUGGACGCGCAUGAGAACAAGUCGUACAAACAACUUAGUAUAGAUGAGCCUGAUUCAACAGUGUUCACUUGUAAUCAUAAUUUACCUCGAUAUUACAUGUUAGAAACAGUGAUUCCAGAGUUUCAAUCGCGGAUGAACGAGUUACCCGAAUCUUUAGUUAAUACUGCGGAAGCUAUGGCGAAAUUUUACAAAGCAGCGGAUAUACGAAUACCCAUGGCAUGUCCGUAUUGUGUCUAUAAUAACUUAAGAAAUGAACAAUUACACGUGUUAAGGGAGACUGGUGCCGACAUAAUAAAUGACCGCUCUACUGUCUGGGAAAUAUAAAAUUCAUCAUGUAUAUAUAAUUUAUCAUUUAUCAUCUCAUCUACUGAACAAACUGUUUUUCUGUAAUAAAUGUGACUCAAUCUUAAUAAAUGUGAUUCAAGUAAAAAAAUUCGCAUUACAAGUGAGCCACAAAAGAAAAUAUUUCACCCUUUAAUUCGUUUCCGACUUUUCUUAGAGUAUAUAUUGACCAGAGGUUAUUUCAUUUUGUAAAAUAUUAAUUGAUCUCCAUAGUGUUCAUAAAAUGUAUAGUCGACAUGAGUUACCAAUCUUGGAGAUUUUUAUUAGGUACAAAGUUGUAUAGUGACAUCAAUCAAGUCCACUACUUCAAAGAAAAACACUUUUGCAAUAUUUGGCAUAAAACGCGAAAGUUCGCACUGUGAAAAAAAAAAUGAAAUGACUUAAUAGCGAAAGUUUUUUUCUCCCAAAAUCUAUUGAUCGCUAGUCUCAAGAUUAUAAUUAGUUGUUAUAUUUAGGCAUAUUUGAU
Messenger RNA from Hydractinia symbiolongicarpus, 6248 nucleotides. RefSeq lists its product as uncharacterized. NCBI's taxonomy places the organism in Eukaryota, Metazoa, Cnidaria, Hydrozoa, Anthoathecata, Hydractiniidae. The transcript has 43 exons. The record is from RefSeq and is a predicted model, not a curated record. The coding region runs from base 893 to 5764 and encodes 1623 amino acids. Gene Ontology annotation, molecular function: protein binding.